AUGACCCAGGAACAGUGCCCUCAUAGAAACAAUGUCCAAAGUACUGAAAAACCACAAGUGUAUAAAGUGGGGAUAUACGGUUGGCGGAAACGUUGCCUUUACUUCCUUGUCCUACUCCUCAUGAUCCUCAUAGUGGUCAACCUUGCUCUCACCAUCUGGAUCCUCAAAGUUAUGAACUUCACUAUAGACGGCAUGGGUCACCUGCGUAUCACAGAAAGAGGCCUGAAACUGGAGGGCGAUUCGGAAUUCCUUCAGCCGCUGUAUGCCAAAGAAAUCCAGUCCAGACCAGGAAGCCCAUUGUUCCUGCAGUCUUCUAAGAACGUGUCUGUCAACAUCCUCAAUGAGAAGAAGCAAUUAGUAUCUCAACUCAUUGCAGGUUCUCAUGGAGUUCAUGCAAGAGGCAAAAUGCUGGAGGUAAAAUCAAGUGCAGGAAAGCUGCUCUUCUCUGCUGACGACCAUGAGGUUGUAGUUGGUGCAGAGAGAUUACGAGUUAUGGGAGCUGAGGGUGCAGUGUUCAGCAACUCAGUGGAGACCCCGCACGUGAGAGCUGAGCCCUUCAAAGAGUUACGGCUGGAGUCUCCUACACGUUCGCUAUUCAUGGAGGCGCCUAAAGGAGUGAAAAUAGAAGCUGACGCAGGUGAUUUUCAAGCAACCUGUAGGAGUGAUUUACGCCUGGAGUCAAAAGAUGGAGAGAUCAGCUUGGAUGCCAGGAAAAUCAAGCUCCUACGUCUACCAGAGGGAAAACCCUCCCCCUCUGGAAAUAGACAGACUGUCUUUGAGGUGUGUGUCUGUCCCAAUGGAAAACUCUUCCUAUCACAAGCAGGAACUGGCUCCACUUGUCAGAUCAGCAGCAACUUAUGCCUCUAGAUACUCACAAAAACCCUUCCACACACACACACACACACAGACAGACACAAUCACAGAUACAGAGGACUUGUUCCUCUUGAAGAAUUCAAUGUUGACAAGAAAUGAAAAGGACUUCCUCAAGAUUAAUGAAAAUACUUCGUAAAACAAUGUUUGAACGAGAAACUUUUAUAGUGAUCACCAGAAAACCAUUCGACAGUCGCCAUUCCGACCUUGCUUUUACUCAUCAGAAUAAAUUUUUUAUUUAAUUUUUUUGCUGAGGAAAGUACCAUGGGUGCUUUAUCUUGUGUACACCACAUAAAUAUGACAGUUUUCUUCUUUUAAAAAAAUAAAUGUUUUAUUAUUAAAGGUCUUCAUCUACAGUCCUCAAUCUGGGAUGCCUCUCAUGACGGUGAUCACCUAUACCCAAACUGUGCUUACACUGGGAUAAAAUCCAUACACCCACUCUGUU
This is a messenger RNA of Sinocyclocheilus grahami, 1315 nucleotides long. Its product is annotated as delta-sarcoglycan-like. The transcript is spliced from 7 exons. NCBI's taxonomy places the organism in Eukaryota, Metazoa, Chordata, Actinopteri, Cypriniformes, Cyprinidae. Gene Ontology annotation, cellular component: sarcolemma; sarcoglycan complex. The coding region runs from base 1 to 867 and encodes 288 amino acids. Gene Ontology annotation, biological process: heart contraction; cardiac muscle tissue development. The record is from RefSeq and is a predicted model, not a curated record.